AUGGCAUUAAUCUACGGGGUGGGACUGUUGAAGGCUGCUAGACAUGGCAUGUUCCGACCAGCACCGAACGAGAACCCACUUCGUUUGAACGACCAAGGGGGGGAGAAGGAAAAGGGCCGGGCCCGAGUCGAGGCCGUUCAGGCGGGGGGUGCAUGCAGAGUUUUAGGCCUAGUGGGUUUUGAGAUUCCCUUUCUUUGUGGGGUUGUCGAGCCCGACUUUGGCAGCCUUGCUGGAUGGAUGGAAGUGCGAAACGACUCGUCGUUUCAUCCUAUGCCAGAUUUGCAUUAUAAAGUCCCUAACGCCGAGGGUAUAUCGCCAAUGGAUUAUCACAUCCUAUUCCCAGGCUCCUUGUCGUCCCACCCCGCCCUAGCCCUCUGCAGGCUAGUAGACUUCACUCCGCUUUCGGUUGCAAUCCAUGCUGCACAGCCCAUACCCCAGUUGUGGGAGUGA
Aspergillus brunneoviolaceus CBS 621.78 is the source of this 450-nucleotide messenger RNA. RefSeq lists its product as uncharacterized. The transcript is spliced from 5 exons. The coding region runs from base 1 to 450 and encodes 149 amino acids. The record is from RefSeq and is a predicted model, not a curated record. Lineage: Eukaryota; Fungi; Ascomycota; Eurotiomycetes; Eurotiales; Aspergillaceae.